Messenger RNA from Pogonomyrmex barbatus (red harvester ant), 932 nucleotides. RefSeq names its product solute carrier family 35 member E1 homolog. The record is from RefSeq and is a predicted model, not a curated record. NCBI's taxonomy places the organism in Eukaryota, Metazoa, Arthropoda, Insecta, Hymenoptera, Formicidae.
UUUUACUUUCAUUAACACACACGUACACAUGCAUGCAUGCAAACACAUUCUCUUAUUUAGUCACCUAUUAUAUAUUACUCUUACUUUAACUUUAAUUAUAUAUUAAUUGUAAUUUGGCUCUGUCCCAGUGAAGGCUACAAUGCCUCUCUUUACGGUGGCUCUAUCAAGAAUAAUACUUCGAGAACAACAAACAUGGAAGAUUUAUCUAAGUCUUGUGCCGAUAGUUGGUGGAGUAGCUGUAGCUACAUUAACGGAGCUUAGUUUCAACGUGGUCGGCUUGAUAAGCGCGUUAGCAUCCACUAUGGCAUUUUCUUUGCAAAAUAUUUAUUCAAAGAAGGUGCUGCACGAUACAGGAGUACAUCAUUUGCGGCUACUACAUAUACUUGGUCGCUUAGCGUUGUUCAUGUUUUUUCCAAUUUGGAUCAUAUAUGAUUUGCGCAGUUUAAUGUAUGAAUCGGUGAUAAAACCAUCAAUAGAAAUAAGUUAUUAUGUACUAGGGCUAUUAUUUUUAGACGGUAUACUUAACUGGUUUCAGAACAUUAUUGCAUUUUCUGUAUUGUCCAUUGUGACUCCUUUAACAUAUGCUGUGGCGAGUGCUAGUAAACGCAUAUUUGUGAUAGGGAUAACAUUACUUGUACUUGGCAAUCCAGUUACAUGGCUUAAUAUAUUUGGUAUGACUAUGGCUAUAUUAGGAGUAUUAUGUUACAAUAAGGCCAAAUAUGAUCAAAAAAUAGAGAAGCAAAAAAAGACGAUUCUGCCAAAAUAUUAUAACAUAACGCAAAAUGGUAAUAGUAAUUUUUUUAUAGUAAAUGGAUUUUCUGAUGGAUACCAAUCAUUUGCAGUCUAGUUUCAAUUAACAAUUUUAUUUUGACAAGUACAUGUGAGUUUUCCGCAUUAGAAAAAGUACAUUAUUUUCUUUUUUAAAUGAUUAA